Molecule: messenger RNA, 1322 nt
Organism: Malaclemys terrapin pileata
Lineage: Eukaryota; Metazoa; Chordata; Testudines; Emydidae
Gene: ACAD8
Product: acyl-CoA dehydrogenase family member 8
Exons: 11
Coding region: 40-1278 (412 amino acids)
Biological process (GO): lipid metabolic process
Molecular function (GO): flavin adenine dinucleotide binding; acyl-CoA dehydrogenase activity
Source: RefSeq, a predicted model, not a curated record
GGCGCAGGGCAGGCGCCCCGGCACAGGAGGGCUGCUGGCAUGGCUUGGCGAGGUGGCAGCAGGUUAGGGGCCCAGCUGCGGAGGACCCCAAGCUGGCCCCAGCUGUUGGGGCGCAGGAGGAUCGUCUCCUGUAUUGACCCAUCUACAGGCCUGACCGAGGAGCAGAAGGAAUUCCAAAAGGUUGCCUUUGACUUUGCUGCUAAGGAGAUGGCCCCUCACAUGGCAGAAUGGGAUGAAAAGGAAAUAUUCCCCGUGGAGACAAUGCAGAAGGCAGCCCAGCUGGGGUUCGGUGGGAUCUAUGUGAAACCAGAUGUAGGUGGCUCAGGACUGUCACGGCUUGAUACCUCCAUCAUCUUUGAGGCUUUGUCGACAGGAUGUACCAGCACCACUGCCUACUUGAGCAUCCAUAACAUGUGUGCUUGGAUGAUUGACACCUUUGGGAGCGAGGAACAGAGACACAAGUUCUGCCCAUCCCUCUGUAGCAUGGAGAAGUUAGCCUCUUACUGCCUGACCGAGCCGGGAAGUGGAAGUGAUGCAGCUUCCUUGAUAACUUCAGCCAAAAGGAAAGGCGACACCUACGUCCUUAAUGGUUCCAAGGCCUUCAUCAGUGGCGGUGGCGACACAGAUGUGUACGUGGUCAUGUGUCGCACAGGAGGGUCUGGCCCCAAGGGCAUCUCCUGCCUGGUGCUGGAGAAAGGAACUCCAGGGCUCAGCUUUGGCAAGAAAGAGAGGAAGGUGGGCUGGAACUCCCAGCCGACUCGGGCCGUGAUCUUUGAGGACUGUGCUAUUCCCGUGGUCAACCGGCUGGGCGCAGAGGGGCAGGGCUUCGGCAUCGCCAUGAAGGGCCUGAAUGGAGGGAGGAUCAACAUUGCUUCUUGUUCUCUAGGAGCUGCUCAUGCCUCUGUCCUCCUGGCCCAGGACCAUCUCACCGUCCGCAAACAGUUUGGGGAACCCCUGGCCAGUAACCAGUACCUCCAGUUCAGACUGGCUGAGAUGGCGACACGCCUGGUGGCGGCGCGGCUCAUGGUACGGAAUGCGGCGCAGGCACUGCAGGAGGAGCGGGAGGAUGCCAUCGCCCUGUGCGCCAUGGCCAAACUCUUUGCCACCGAUGAGUGCUUCACAAUCUGCAACCAGGCCCUACAGAUGCAUGGGGGCUAUGGCUAUCUGAAGGACUAUGCUGUUCAGCAGUUCAUGAGAGACAUCAGAGUCCACCAGAUCUUGGAAGGUACCAACGAGGUGAUGAGGAUGAUUGUGGCCAGGAGUCUGUUACAGGAGUGAAACCAAGAGCUGGUCUCUAGUCUUAAUACACUCGCUAGGUAGAA